GAACCUAAUAUCGAUGAAGUUGUUCAAACGCACGAAGUUUUUGCAAAUGUUUCCAAGGGCCAGUUAGCGAAAAAAUCGGAAUUAUUUCAAGAUUUCGAAACUGAAGAUGUAGAGGAAAUUAUUCUGAAACUUCUGCAGGAAGGCGAAAUCCCGGUUUCCGAAAUGGAACGCAAGUCAAUAUCUGAGAGUUUGUCUCGCGAUAUAGCAAAGAUCAUUUCAGAAAAAUGCGUCAACACCGAAACCAAUCGACCGUAUACCGUUACCAUGAUCGAAAAAAUGAUGAAAGAAUGUCACAUCAACCUACAGCCCAACAAGAGCGCUAAACAUCAGGCACUCAAAGCCAUAGAGAAACUAAUGGAAUCAGGGAAAUAUAAGAUAAAACCGGCGAUGAUGGAAAUUGUGAUAUCCCUUGAUCCAAAAAUUGUCGAGGAAGUUUCACCCAAAAUACUCCUCCACGUACAUCACAUAACUCGACAGGGUCUAAACUCAGAAGGAAUAUUUGAAAUGAAAGCAGUGAUUGAGCAAAAGGACUAUCAUUUUUUGACUGGAACUCUGAGUGAAGUGGCCAAAAAUCGCUACUGUGUGGAGAUAUUGGGUGCAGCUCGACCAGAGCAGACUUCAGGUGGAAAGAGGAAGCCCCCUCCAUCUUCCCACUCUUCCUCCGUUGCCCCGAUUCCUGAGCUUACCUCUUCAAUCCCUGAAGAAGAAUCCUCUGAGGUCGUCUCUCUACCUCCGUCUUCAAAGGAAGAGCCUGAAAAGGCACCAACUCGUGGUGGUGGUGGUGGUGGUGUCGACAGCGAAGAUGAUGAAUAUGCUCAGGCGGCAAAACCAAUCGAGAAGCAGCAAAAGAAGGCUAAUAGAAAGCGCAAAAAUCGGACAUACGUUAAUGACGAGGAGGAUGUGGGUGCCUAA
Molecule: messenger RNA, 912 nt
Organism: Rodentolepis nana
Lineage: Eukaryota; Metazoa; Platyhelminthes; Cestoda; Cyclophyllidea; Hymenolepididae
Source: the annotation of a GenBank genome assembly